AUGGAUGCCCAACCAUUAACAAACCUCCAAUCCGAAUCCGAGUCCAACAACACCAACACUCCCUACACACCGCUCGAUAGCGCCGGCUCCCCACCCGCCGACACCCGCCAGACCCCCGGCUCGUGGUCAAUCCGGCGAUUUCUCAGUCGACGCAGUAGUCGCCGGUAUCGGGUCCUGGAGCGUGAGCCAAAUCGGCUGCGAAAACGUGUCAGUCAGUGA
Messenger RNA from Penicillium cosmopolitanum, 219 nucleotides. RefSeq lists its product as uncharacterized. Lineage: Eukaryota; Fungi; Ascomycota; Eurotiomycetes; Eurotiales; Aspergillaceae. Bases 1 to 219 code for a protein of 72 amino acids. The record is from RefSeq and is a predicted model, not a curated record. The transcript has a single exon.